CAGAUUAUUACAAUUAUAAAGGAUGGUACUCAACCAUACUUUUCGCUUUGGUGGAUUUUCGAUAUCGAUUUCUUUAUGUGCAUGUGGGUGCCCCAGGUCGCUGCCAUGAUUCCCAGGUGUUUGAAAGCACCAGUUUAAAAAGGAUGCUGGAUUGCACAACGCUGUUUUCAAAUAACUCAAAGCGCAUCGGUGGAGUCGACGUUCGUGUGGUGCUUCUUGCGGACUCUGCUUUUAAAUUGUCGACAAAGAUUAAGAAGCCAUACCCCUUCAACACAACGCAAGACGAGGAAAGGAAGUCCUUUAAUUAUGCUCUGUCCAGAUCUAGGAGAGUUGUAGAGAAUGCCUUUGGACAAUUGAAGGCCCGGUUCCGUCGAAUUGUUAGAGGUGUCGACAAUCAUAUUGACAAGGUCCCGCAUAUUAUAUAUACGUGUUGCGUUCUGCAUAAUUUUUUGAAUUGUCACAACAGUGACAUUUCUGAAAAUUGGGAGGCAGGCUCCAAUGUGCGUACUCAACCUGAGAGUUCGAGUACAGCCUAUGAUUUCGACAGUUCUGCAGAGAACAUUAGAAAAGCCCUUGCAAGACAUGUUCAUAACAAAUAAAAAUUUUUGAAAAUUAUUUACAAAAA
Messenger RNA from Drosophila innubila, 625 nucleotides. Its product is annotated as putative nuclease HARBI1. The record is from RefSeq and is a predicted model, not a curated record. NCBI's taxonomy places the organism in Eukaryota, Metazoa, Arthropoda, Insecta, Diptera, Drosophilidae. The transcript is spliced from 2 exons. Bases 144 to 599 code for a protein of 151 amino acids.